GAGACAGCAAUAACGUUCCAUACAUCUCCGAAUCAUCUCCAUAUAUGGAUGAAGCAUGUGGAGGUAGAUGUCGGAACAUAGAGGCGAUCAAUGGGUGACAUUUCUUCAUGAACGUAGGUACUAGUUAGCAGUACCUCUCCCCACUUUUAUUAUAUUGCAUUUCUGUCAAGUCGAUCAUAAUUUUUUUUUAUCACAAGCGCUUAUGAAUUUUCGUUAAUCAUCAUCCCUGUGUUUGGCCCGGCUUUUAGAAGUGCUUUUCGGGUUCAAAAGCUGAAGCAGAGCCAAACACCUAUAAAAGCUCGGCUUCCGAAAAGCGCUUUUGUAUAACAUAAAAGCAGAAGCUCCGAUUUGGAGCUUCUGCGAAAAGCUGUUUUGAAAAUACAAGAUUAUCCUUACCAUAUUUUAAUUUUAUUUCAGAACAUAUAAUUUUCCUUCAUUUAUCUCAUUUUAAAAAUAAAAUAAAUUAUAAAAUCAUUUUAUUUAAUAUAAAAGAAAUCUAACAAGAUCCAUCUUGACUACUUUUUAUUGUUUAGAAUUUUUAUUCAUAUUUUAUAUUAUAAGUCCUUUAUAGUCAUUUUACACAACCUCUUAUAUUAAAAAGCACUUCUAAUAGUUUUAUAGUCAAACACUCAACUGCUUUUUUUUUAAAUACUUAUCUAAAAACUCCAGCUAGAAGCUGCUUCUACAAAAGCUACAGCAGGGCCAAACUAAGCUAUCAAUUUUGGUUUAUGGGUCUUGUGAACAGAAUAUAUAGAAAAAUAAGGGACAAAUUACAGAACAAAGACAAGAAUAAAUUAACGAAAGCGCCAAUUUCAUGUCACUACAUAAUUAGUACUUAGCUACUACUAGCUAGCUGGCCAUGUAAUGUUGGUUGGUUGACUAAUUUUUAUAAUCAUGUUUUUAUUACAUGAAGGACAAAUUUAGUGAGUCAGUGAAUUUAAUAGAAUAAUUGAAAACACGUAUCUAAUUAGAAAAAAAGGAAAGGAAUGAAUUGAGGGAAACGACAUUGAUGUAAUUGUUUUUUUUUUAUAUCAUUGAUGCCGUUGUUUAACUGAUUUCAUAUUUAGAUCAGUGUUUGUGAAAUCUUUACGUAGCAACGGUUUAAUUGCUAAAUUUUUUUAUCAGAGUCUAAAUUACUAAGUGAUUUUUAGGGCCCGUUUAGUAUCAUUUUGUUGCUGUUGUGGUUGCAGUGGUGUUGUUUAAACAGAUGUACAACCACAACAGGAAAAGAACAGAAAACACAAACCUGUUUAGUUGAUAAAUCUGAAAAAUCAUGAAAGCUGAAAACAAGAAACAAAAACGCGUUUAGUUAAGUGAGGCUUCUAUGGAAGGGAAUCGGAGUGGCGGCGGCGGCAGGGUCGGUCGGCGGAGGCUAUGGAGUCGGAGCGAGGGGAGUCGGAGCGAGGCUUCUAUGGAGGGGAGUCGGAGUGGCGGGCGGUGGCAGGGUCGGGCGAGGCUGUUGAGCAGGGGAGGCCCCGACGGCGGCUGUGGAGCAGGGGAGGAGAGGUCGCGGCGGCGGGUCUGAGGGCGGAGGCGGCCGGUCGAGAGGCGCGGAGGCGGAGGGUCGGGAGGGCGGAGGUGGCCGGUGUGGAGUGGGGAGAAGGCGCCGGCGUGUAUGGCUGGAGGGGAGAGCGGCGCCUGUGUUUGAGACAAAAUGGAGAGGUUGGGGGCGGCUAAAGUAAGUAGGGUUUGGGGGUGGUGUUAAAAAAAUAAAAUAAAAAUUUGCUUCUGUGGGGAUUCGAAAACUGGUAUGUUUUAAUGAAAUCAAGCGACCAACCAAUAGGAAUCCCGUGUGCAACAUGUUUAAGAAUCAGAUCCAAAGCUAUAAUUUGUUGUUUCUCAUAUUUGGGCCUUGUUGUGCAACUCUGAUUCACAACAAAAAAUAAAAACCCAGCUAAACACGAUUUUUUUUCUUGGUUUUCCAAAUUUCUUAAAACACAACAGGAAACAAAAACAAGCAACAAUACUAAACGGGCCCAGCGUAUGGGUUGAACGAUACUGUUUCAGCACAAAAUGUUCUAUAAUAGUUUUUUUGAUACAAUCUUCGGUACAGUUUUACAAUUCUUGAUGCAAGAGUUGUAAGUAUUAGUUUAGUAAAGGAUUUGGAAAAAGACAUUGAUGCAUAGGCCAACCCCUUAAGUUUCUGGCGAUUGAGAGAUGAACUCCUCGAUAGCUUUAAGGCUACACAGAAUGACAUGUCCUUGACCCUUCGACGGAGGUCUCGCUUGGAGGUGUUGAUUUGUAGGGCAUUUAUCAUGAUUCUAAAAAGCGCACCUAGACACUCUUCUAAGCUUGCCUAUGCGCUAGGCAGAAAGAAAACAUCUCGCCUUAGCCAUAAUUAUGAAGAAGAAGGAGUCUCGAGCACGUUGUCGGUCAGGUGCAGCCUAGUCAACACUAAGUUGUGUCUUAAAACGAUAUCACGAUGUCUCUUUAGAGUAACUUCUUUCUUUUUUGCACUUCUUCUCUCAAUAUGUUCAGUUAUUUUGUUGUUUCUUCUUUCUUUCUCAUUCCUUCACACUAUGUUUUAUAUUUUACUAUGUGUCGUUGAUGAGGUUAAGAUAUUUUCCUGCAUUUACAUCAAAUGCUUAGACACACUUAGGUGAUGCCUAGUCAUUCUAAGCUCUAGGUAGAGCUUCAACGCCGCCCAACUAAUUUUUCUAAGGGGUCUCAUAUAUAUAAAAGCUAAUUAACUUAAAUAAUUUAAUAAUUAAUUAAUUAUUAAUAACAAAAUUUAUCCGGCCAAUUGCCGGGCACAAAGCUAGUUUAAUUAGAAAAGAGGUCGGUAGUGGUAUAAAAUCAGUAAAUUACGUGGGUAAUUAAGGAAAUUUGUGGAAUGAAGGUUUUAAUUAAAU
Molecule: messenger RNA, 2852 nt
Organism: Linum trigynum
Lineage: Eukaryota; Viridiplantae; Streptophyta; Magnoliopsida; Malpighiales; Linaceae
Source: the annotation of a GenBank genome assembly